Cannabis sativa is the source of this 1275-nucleotide messenger RNA. RefSeq lists its product as uncharacterized. The record is from RefSeq and is a predicted model, not a curated record. NCBI's taxonomy places the organism in Eukaryota, Viridiplantae, Streptophyta, Magnoliopsida, Rosales, Cannabaceae. Bases 1 to 1275 code for a protein of 424 amino acids. The transcript is spliced from 3 exons.
AUGGAUAGAAUCUUGAGUUGGAAUGUCCGAGGAAUCAACGACCAACAUAAGCAGAGUACAGUGAAGGAUUUGAUUCUUCGACAGAAAAGUGGUCUUGUUGGUUUUCUCGAGACAAGGGUUAAAGCCCAAAGACUUUGGGCUUUAUAUCUUAGUGUGUUUAAAGAUGGCAAGUAUAAGUUCUAUGCAACAUUUCUAUAUGCUUUCAAUGAAGAUGGGGGAAGAAUUGAGCUAUGGAAUGAGUUACAACAGUUGGUUACAAAGGAGGAAUGGGUGGUAUUAGGGGAUUUUAAUGAAAUACUACAUAAGGAGGAGAGAGUUGGUAAAAAAGUGAAGUACAAAGCAGCAAUUGAGUUUGCAAAUUGCAUUGAGAUAUGUCAUUUAGAAGAUCUUAAGGCAAGUGGGAAUUUUUAUACAUGGUGUAACAAAAGACAAGAUGAUGAGAGGAUUUAUUCGAAGAUUGAUAAAGUACUUGUCAAUGAAGCAUGGCUGGAUAAACUAGCCAAUUCCGAAGCUGUUUUCUUGACUGAGGGAGCCUUUGAUCGCACCCAAAUUGUGUUAACCAUAUACCCUGAAGUGCUUAGUGGUAAGAAACCAUUCAAGAAUUUCAAAAUGUGGGCAACACACCCCCAGUUCCCUGGGAUUUUAGUUAAGGGAGAAUUGAAGGGAUUGAAUAGGGAAGCUUUUUCAGAUAUUGUGGCAAGAGAAGCAGGAAUGAAGCAUCUCUUCGCUGAAUACCAAGAAGGAUUACAGAAGGAUCCUUUUAAUGAGGAGCUGCAACACAAAGUGAAAGAAACCACGAAAGCUUAUAUCAAAACUCAGAAAGAAAUGUUUGCUUUUUUGCAGCAAAAAGCUAAGCUCACCUGGAUUAAUGAAGGGGAUGAAAACACUUCUUUAUUUCACAAUAGAAUCAAAGUAAGGAGAAGACAGAACCGAAUUCUUUCUAUAGAAACUAAAGAAGGAAUUAGAUGUGAAGAUGCAGAGAAAGUGACUGAAGCUUUCCUUGAUUACUACAAGAGCUUAUUGGGAGGGAAGAUGAGUAAUAGAAGGAAAGUGCAAAGAAUAGUUAUGGCUCAAGGUCCUUUGGUUACAGAUGAACAAGCAGUUAUGCUACUUAGGGAGUUUACAAAGGAAGAAGUUAGAGAAGCCUUAUUUGGGAUUCCAGGAAUCAAGGCACCUGGCCCAGAUAGUUACUCAAGCUACUUUUUUCAGGAGAAUUGGGAUAUGCUAAGGGAUGAUCUCUUUGGAGCAGUCUCCUCAUUUUUUCAGUCAGGCUAG